GGUGGCGGCAGUACGCGCCUGCCCGACGACGCCGUGGACCUAUACCUUGUAUCCUGUGUUAGAGGAGAUGCUGUACGUCGUCGAAACACUCCGCCAAGACUCUGAUACGCUGAAUUUAACCGGGAUCGAUCGGGACUCAUAUGUAUGUCAUGAGUGCAAUUCUCACGCAUGAGGCAUAUAAAGUAUAGACCGAACAUACAUGCAAGAUCCACAGUCUAUACCAAUCUCCUUCCACGAUGUUCAAGUCACUCUUACUCGCACUUGCACUCGCCCUUCCCGUCUUCUCCUCGGAUUCUUGCAGCGUCACACAGGCUGUCGCCGUCCUCGGUGGUGGAACAGGUGCAGUCAGCGGGAUUGUCGUAUUCGCGCAAAACGAAUGUGGCGCCGUUACAGUAACGGGGUUCAUUCAAGGCCUUGAUUCUUCUGCACUACGAGGCCUCCACGUUCACGACUCCGGGAACCUCACCGAUGGUUGCACGUCUACAGGAGAGCAUUACAAUCCCUUCAACACCACCCAUGGUGGUCUUGACGAUCCUGAGGAUAAGAAACAUGUAGGCGAUUUCGGAAAUGUCAAAUCCGAUGCAAACGGUGUUGCGAAGUUGGAUUUAACUGUCAACACCCUCACACUCAAUGGACCACAGAGCAUCGUUGGGCGUGCUAUUGUUGUCCACACGGGUACAGAUGAUUUGGGCAAAGGUGGUACUCCCUUGUCGCUUGUAAAUGGCAAUUCCGGGGACAGAGCUGCGUGCGGUGUUAUUGGAUUGGCGUAGUCUUUAUCUUCUCAACGGACUUCUUUGUUUUAUAAAUAUGUCACUGUUACCCUACGACACCCGGACUGUCGUUAAUAUAACUCACGCAUACAUAUCUGGUAUCGUUGAUACGGACACCGCUGGUACUUUGCCUAGUAACCACUUUAACGCCAUUAAAUCGGCUGCCUUUGUUGGGAUGUUAUUCUUCAGAACAAUGCUUAUAAUGACAGGUCACAACACGUUG
Molecule: messenger RNA, 993 nt
Organism: Desarmillaria tabescens
Lineage: Eukaryota; Fungi; Basidiomycota; Agaricomycetes; Agaricales; Physalacriaceae
Product: superoxide dismutase
Exons: 5
Coding region: 237-770 (177 amino acids)
Biological process (GO): superoxide metabolic process
Molecular function (GO): copper ion binding
Source: RefSeq, a predicted model, not a curated record